Zingiber officinale is the source of this 824-nucleotide messenger RNA. RefSeq names its product signal peptidase complex-like protein DTM1. Gene Ontology annotation, cellular component: endoplasmic reticulum membrane; signal peptidase complex. The record is from RefSeq and is a predicted model, not a curated record. The coding region runs from base 196 to 522 and encodes 108 amino acids. The transcript has 2 exons. Gene Ontology annotation, biological process: anther wall tapetum development. NCBI's taxonomy places the organism in Eukaryota, Viridiplantae, Streptophyta, Magnoliopsida, Zingiberales, Zingiberaceae.
CCAACCUGUACCGGCCAAUGAGAGACUCCCCACGCUCUUAUUGAUGGUGCGAUCCUCUCUCUCUUCUUCCUUCUCUUCGCUGCGCUUCUCCACUGCUUGUACCUGCUCCGCUUCUCCUUCUUGCUCCUCUUCCUUGGUGGUUUAGGGCUGUGGCGGCGAGGGUUGAGUGGGACUGGUGCUGGAACCGAGGCGGAGAUGCGGCGCGAGGCGGCGCUGCAGGCGAGCUUGCUGGCGCUGGCGGCGGUAAUGGUCCUGGUCGGGAUCUGGACCUUCUCCCUCAAGAAGAUGCUAGGCACGUACGCCUUCGGGAUCAUGGGGAUCGCUGGAAUCCUCUUGCCCGACUGGGAGUAUUUCGAUCGGGACUUCUCACAGUGGUUCACUCCCAUGCCAGCUCGGAGAACCCCCGGCGUUGCUACGGCUCACGAUACUUUUAGGUUUAAAUUUCACCCUCUGCGAGUGACAAUAAUCAGCUUGAUUUAUGGCUUUGGACUCUACAAGUGGUGGAAGUUCCUAUCAAAUUAGCUCCUUUGGCAAUCAAAUGAACUACACAUUUCUUAUUUCAAUUCUCUACUAAAACAGCCUUUUAGAUGAUGAGCUAUUUGAGUAUUUGCCCACCAAAUGAGUUACACUUAUUUUCAAAUCUCAACUGAUACAACUUUUUAGAUGAUGAGCUAUUUUGAGUAUUUGUCUAUCCUUUGUCUUUACAUUUUCAUUCUUUUGUGUCAUAAGUAGGACUACAUAGGAUCAGUUUGGUUCUCAUUUCUAUGUCACUUUAAAACUAAAUGUAAUCUUGGUUAUAUACACAUUCCAUGUUUUAUAUCUCU